Messenger RNA from Leptosomus discolor (cuckoo roller), 303 nucleotides. RefSeq names its product lymphotactin. The record is from RefSeq and is a predicted model, not a curated record. Lineage: Eukaryota; Metazoa; Chordata; Aves; Leptosomiformes; Leptosomidae. Gene Ontology annotation, cellular component: extracellular region. Gene Ontology annotation, biological process: immune response. Gene Ontology annotation, molecular function: chemokine activity.
AUGAAACUCCAUGCUGCAGCUAUCCUCGUCAUCUUCUGGCUUGGCGCCUUCACUGUGAAAACAGCAAAAGGGAGCGCAGGAAGUCAGCCCAUGCGCAAAGUCAGUUGUGUACGUCUGUCUACACAGCAACUGAACAUCAGAAACCUUGUCAGCUACGAAAAACAACAAGUUCCAGUAGAUGCCAUCAUGUUUAUCACCACAAAAGGUAUCAAGAUCUGCGUAAGCCCUAAUCAGAAAUGGGUGCGGACUGCUGUAAAGAAAAUAGACCAAGAACGUACCAAAAGGCAAAUAAUCCCGUCCUAG